CUGGUCGCGGUGGCCUCUAGCUCCUCCCUCGGUAGGACCCCCCUCCACCUUGGCGCUUACGAGAUGAAUGAGGAGCCCAGGCCUCUGGAACUUGGAGGGUUGUUCAGAUUCCCAGGCUGACAAAAAGGAGAAACAGCUUUUACUUGCACUCAGGGCCAAUCAUCGCAGACCCAGACCUCUGCAGAGGGGAAAAUAAAAGAAGCAAAGACAGACCCUGCUGCGAGGGACCACGAGGCAGUGCCAGGAUAAAGGAGUUGGAGUAACCUGGAUGAUUCUGAGCUGAGGCCCCAGCUUGUGGCCACCACAACGUAUCAAGCUAUUUCCAGGGUUGGGCUCAGGACUUGGAGCUGACGCAGCUGGGGUCCCUCUUGGUUCUGGAGGAUGAGGCUCCUCCGCAGACACCACACGCCCCUGCGCCUGGCCAUAGUGGGCUGCACCUUUGUGUUCUUCCUCUUCCUCCUGCAUAGGGACGUGAGCAACAGGGAGGAGGCCACAGAGAAGCCGUGGCUGAAGUCCCUGGUGAGCCGGAAGGAUCACGUCCUGGACAUCAUGCUGGAGGCCAUGAACAACCUUAGAGAUUCAAUGCCCAAGCUCCAAAUCAGGGCUCCAGAAGCCCAGCCGACUCUGUUCUCCAUAAACCAGUCCUGCCUCCCUGGGUUCUAUACCCCAGCUGAACUAAAGCCCUUCUGGGAACGGCCACCACAGGAUCCCAAUGCCCCUGGGGCAAAUGGAAAAGCAUUUCAGAAGAGCAAGUGGACCCCCCUAGAGACCCAGGAAAAGGAAGAAGGCUAUAAGAAGCACUGCUUCAAUGCCUUUGCCAGCGACCGGAUCUCCCUGCAGAGGUCCCUAGGGCCAGACACCCGACCACCUGAGUGUGUGGACCAGAAGUUCCGGCGCUGCCCCCCACUGGCCACCACCAGCGUCAUCAUUGUGUUCCACAAUGAGGCCUGGUCCACGCUGCUGCGAACAGUGUACAGCGUCCUACACACCACCCCUGCCAUCUUGCUCAAAGAGAUCAUAUUGGUGGAUGAUGCCAGCACUGAGGAACACCUAAAGGAGAAGCUGGAGCAGUACGUGAAGCAGCUGCAGGUGGUGAAGGUGGUGCGGCAGGAGGAGCGGAAGGGGCUGAUCACUGCCCGGCUGCUGGGGGCCAGCGUGGCACAAGCGGAGGUGCUCACGUUCCUGGAUGCCCACUGUGAGUGCUUCCACGGCUGGCUGGAGCCCCUCCUGGCUCGAAUCGCUGAGGACAAGACAGUGGUGGUGAGCCCAGACAUCGUCACCAUCGACCUUAAUACUUUUGAGUUCGCCAAGCCCGUCCAGAGGGGCAGAGUCCACAGCCGAGGCAACUUUGACUGGAGCCUGACCUUCGGCUGGGAAACACUUCCUCCACAUGAGAAGCAGAGGCGCAAGGAUGAGACCUACCCCAUCAAAUCCCCGACGUUUGCUGGUGGCCUCUUCUCCAUCUCCAAGUCCUACUUUGAGCACAUCGGUACCUAUGAUAAUCAGAUGGAGAUCUGGGGAGGGGAGAACGUGGAAAUGUCCUUCCGGGUAUGGCAGUGUGGGGGCCAGCUGGAGAUCAUCCCCUGCUCUGUCGUAGGCCAUGUGUUCCGGACCAAGAGCCCCCACACCUUCCCCAAGGGUACUAGUGUCAUUGCUCGCAAUCAAGUGCGCCUGGCGGAGGUCUGGAUGGACAGCUACAAGAAGAUUUUCUAUAGGAGAAAUCUGCAGGCAGCAAAGAUGGCCCAAGAGAAAUCCUUCGGUGACAUUUCGGAACGACUGCAGCUGAGGGAACAACUGCACUGUCACAGCUUUUCCUGGUACCUGCACAACGUCUACCCAGAGAUGUUUGUUCCUGACCUGACGCCCACCUUCUAUGGUGCCAUCAAGAACCUCGGCACCAACCAAUGCCUGGAUGUGGGUGAGAACAACCGUGGGGGGAAGCCCCUCAUCAUGUACUCUUGCCACGGCCUUGGCGGCAACCAGUACUUUGAAUACACAACUCAGAGGGACCUUCGCCACAACAUCGCAAAACAGCUGUGUCUACAUGUCAGCAAGGGUGCCCUGGGCCUUGGGAGCUGCCACUUCACUGGCAAGAAUAGCCAGGUCCCCAAGGACGAGGAAUGGGAAUUGACCCAGGAUCAGCUCAUCAGGAACUCAGGAUCUGGUACCUGCCUGACAUCCCAGGACAAAAAGCCAGCCAUGGCCCCCUGUAAUCCCAGUGACCCCCAUCAGUUGUGGCUCUUUGUCUAGGACCCAGAUUAUCCCCGGAGAGAGCCCCCACAAGCUCCUCAGGAAACAGGAUUGCUGAUGUCUGGGAACCUGAUCACCAGCUUCUUGGGAGGCCGUAAAGAUGGAUUUCUAAACCCACUGGGUGGCAAGGCAGGACCCUCCUACUCCUUGCAACAACAUUGGGCCCAUUUUCUUUCCUUCACGCCAACGGAAGAAACCAUUAGGACAUAUAUUUGGCCUAGGGUUUUCCUGUUCUAGAAACAGAGGCUUCCAAAGUAGGGAAGGUAGCUGGGGAAGGGUUCAGGGCAGCAAUGCUGAGCUCAAGAAAAGUACUUCAGGCUGGGCACGGUAGCUCAUGCCUGAAAUCCUAGCACUUUGGGAAGACAAGGUAGGAAAAUGGCUUGAGCCCAAGAGUUCAAGACCGGCCUGAGCAACAUAGUGAGGAUCCCAUCUCUAUGCCCGCCCCUGCCCCCUCACCAAAAAAGAAAAAUAGCUGGGCAUGGUGGCUUACGCCUGUAGUUGCAGCUACUCAGAAGGCUGGGGUGGGAGGAUUGUUUGCGCCCCGGAGGUUGAAGCUAUAGUGAGCCUUGAUUGUGUCACUGCACUCCAGCCUGGGCAACAGGUAAGACUCUAUCUCAAAAAAAAAAAAAAAAAAAGAAGAAGAAGAAGAAAAAGAAGAAGAAAAGAAAAGUACUUCUACAGCCAUGUCCUGAUUCCUUGAUCAUCCAAAGUACCUGCAGAGUCCAGUGAAAUGGUAUUUUUUGGCUGGGCACAGUGGCUCACACCUGUAAUCCUAGCACUUCGGGAGGCCAAGGCAGGUGGAUCACCUGAGGUCAGAAGUUUGAGACCAGCCUGGACUACAUGAUGAAACUCCAUCUCUACUAAAAGUACAAAAAUUAGCUGGGCAUGAUGGCACACACCUGCAGUCCCAGCUACUUGGGAGGCUGAGGCAGGAGAAUCGCUUGAACCCAGGAGGCAGAGGUUGCUGUGAGCCAAGACCACACCAUUUCACCCCAGCCUGGGCAACAAGAGCAAAACUCCAUCUCA
This is a messenger RNA of Cercocebus atys (sooty mangabey), 3276 nucleotides long. It is a transcript of the gene GALNT6, whose product is annotated as polypeptide N-acetylgalactosaminyltransferase 6. The record is from RefSeq and is a predicted model, not a curated record. NCBI's taxonomy places the organism in Eukaryota, Metazoa, Chordata, Mammalia, Primates, Cercopithecidae. Gene Ontology annotation, cellular component: Golgi apparatus. The transcript is spliced from 13 exons. The coding region runs from base 382 to 2250 and encodes 622 amino acids.